AUGGCGGCGGGCUCGGAUCUGCUGGACGAGGUCUUCCUGAACGCCGAGGUGGACGAGAAGGUGGUGAGCGACCUGGUCGGCUCCCUGGAGUCCCAGCUGGCCGCCUCGGGCCACCACCGCCAGCACCACAAGGCGCAGGAGCCCCUCAGGGCCGCGGGCGCGCUGUUGGGGAACCAUGUUGGCAGCAGCGGCGGCGGCGGCAGCAGCAGCAGCAGCCCGAGCCCGAGCCCUGGAGGAGGUGGAGGAGGAGGAGGAGCAGGAGGCAAUGCUAAUGUCCAAACAGAGAGCCCCGGCGGCGGCACCACCACCACCGGCAACCCCCCCGCCAAGAUGGGGCUGGCGGGCCCCGAGAUCACCAAGCCAGGAGCUGGGCCGUGCAAGGGAGUGUUAUCAAUCAUAACACCCGGUCCCAGGGCCCCAGUCUGGACGGGGCCACCACCACCAGCGUCAGUGCUGCUGCCGGAGUCCAAAGCGGAUCUGAGGCUGCUGUUGCCCCAGGGACCCUCAGCCAGGGCAAAUCAGUGGUCAUCAGCACCAUGGCAACAGCUCUGUCGACGAGGAAUGGGAAAAUUGGGACCACGGCCGUGCAGACUCUGAACGGGAGUAACGUGGUGAUGAACUCUCACCAUUCGGGGAGUGCUUCUUUCUCAGCCACCCCUGUGACGGCUAACCCUACUGUCAUCCCCGCUGUCGCCCCUCUGUUAACAACGACCUGUGGGAACGGGGAAGGUAAACACUUAACGCCUGCUCUGCCCUCUUGGUCUCCUAACACGCCAUCCAGACUUCUUCAGAUCAGGGGUGCCGCCUGCCUUCGCCCUCCCCUACGGUGAUCUCCUCGCAACAGCCCCCGAGCAUCGGGACCGGGGGCCCGACUGUAGCGUUGGUGAGGCCACCCAUUCAUACAGCGGGACCCUCGGUGGCUGCCGCCACCCAGAAACGUGGAGCAAUAUUUCAGGGAUCAAUCUAACCAUUAGCUGGAAGCUUUUCCUGCUGCAGCCACACCAGAAUUGCUGCUUCCAGACGUCUCUUGUAACAGCCACUGGUUCUGGUGUGCCGGCUGCACCUGCCACGCAGGUCAUCAAAUCGGAAUCUCCCAAAACUAUUGUGCAAGCAGUAACUCAACAGCAGACUCUGGCUGCUGGGGGCCAGCCCAGUACUACAGGGGGUAAUAUGAUCAUUGGGCAAACUAUGCAAACUGGGCUGCCCAACGUAGCUCCUAAUCCUGGCGGGAGUCCCUCUCCCAUGCCUGGCACACUCCACUGGCCUAAGGGCGGGUGCCGCCACUGCGGCGCAGAACCUGCCGAGAAUUCCAACGGGCAACAACCAGCGGAAUCAGGAG
Sphaerodactylus townsendi is the source of this 1339-nucleotide messenger RNA. RefSeq names its product transcription initiation factor TFIID subunit 4-like. The transcript has 2 exons. The coding region runs from base 1 to 597 and encodes 198 amino acids. NCBI's taxonomy places the organism in Eukaryota, Metazoa, Chordata, Lepidosauria, Squamata, Sphaerodactylidae. The record is from RefSeq and is a predicted model, not a curated record.